This is a messenger RNA of Daphnia magna, 2102 nucleotides long. RefSeq names its product transcription factor Sox-21. The coding region runs from base 208 to 1392 and encodes 394 amino acids. The transcript is spliced from 2 exons. The record is from RefSeq and is a predicted model, not a curated record. Gene Ontology annotation, biological process: regulation of DNA-templated transcription; cell differentiation; anatomical structure morphogenesis. NCBI's taxonomy places the organism in Eukaryota, Metazoa, Arthropoda, Branchiopoda, Diplostraca, Daphniidae. Gene Ontology annotation, molecular function: RNA polymerase II cis-regulatory region sequence-specific DNA binding; DNA-binding transcription factor activity, RNA polymerase II-specific.
GUGUGAAACCUCAGUCUCAGUCGAACUCUCGCCACUGACGAACCAUUUAAAAAAAGAAGCGCUCAUUUCCCAACCGUUACAAGAAUUCAAUCGCCCACCUCCAACUAAAACCAGACAGUGAUUUCCCAUCGUUGUUGUUGUUGUUGUUGUUCUUUUUGAAUCAAUCGAUCGACUCUGCACGCCGACAAUUAAAAGCAAUCACCGAAGAUGAUGGACAUGUCAGUUAUGCAGUCUUCACCUGGCCUCUUGAUGGCUCAUCAUCAGCAACAGCAACACCAUCACCAUCAGCAACAGCAAGCUGUUGCAAUGAGCAUGAUGCAGCAACAACAAACAUCGCCCGGAAACGGCAAGAAUGUCGGCGCAAGCGUAGGCCUGACCGGCGUUCUUUCCGAUCACAUCAAGAGGCCCAUGAACGCCUUCAUGGUCUGGUCCCGUCUUCAGCGCCGCAAAAUCGCGCAGGACAAUCCGAAAAUGCACAACUCGGAAAUAUCCAAAAGACUCGGUGCCGAAUGGAAACUGUUGAACGAGGACGAAAAGAGGCCAUUUAUCGACGAGGCCAAACGUUUAAGAGCUCUGCAUAUGAAGGAGCAUCCGGACUACAAGUACCGACCCCGUCGCAAACCCAAGCCGAGCAUGGCCAACAAAACGGCGGCCUAUUCGUUCCCGAUGCCCUACUCACUUGGCGGUAUGAACCCGCAUCAUCACGCAGCCGCCGCCGGACUCGACACCCUCUCUUGGCUAUCGGCCGCCCAGCACGCCGCUUCCGUUCAAGCCGCCAGCGUGAAUUCGACUUUAUCGGCCACGACGACCACCACCAACAGCACGACGGCCGGCAGUUUGUCGUCAUCUGCUUCAUCUGUUGCGUCGGUGACUCCUUCGCUCGACUUGGACAAGAGCCGCUUGUUUGGAUUCCCUUCGCCGUACGGCUCUCACCAGCAUCACUAUUACGGUAUGGCUGGACUUCCAGGAAUGCCCGGAUUGGCCGGAUUGGCCGGACUUCCCAAUCUCAACGCAAAUAAUAACGGACACAGAAUGUCACCGGACAGCAAUUCGCCCGUCAGUCGAAUGGACGGAUUCGGUAUGAAAGGAUCGCCAUCGCCAGUUGCGUCUGUCAACUCGACAUCCGGCGGCAAUGGAAGUAAUAGUAACAACGGCUGCGUCGUGAGUACGUCGGCCGGAAUCCCUCAACAUCAUCAACAACAGCAAUCACCGGCCGCUCUCUAUUCGUCGUUGAUGUACACCAAGGCUAGCGCUGCAGCCGCCGCUUCUUACCACCAGGCGGCUCAAGCGGCCGCUGCCGCCGCCGGAAUGCAAUAUCCCGUCGCUCCGGCUGGCUAUCCCUCCCUAGAUCAACUGGCUGGACUACGAAGACCCGUACCCGUUCUCUACUGAAACAUCUCCACUUGACGCUUUUACUUAUUUUAAUUCUUUGGACUGUUCCUUUUAAUAAUCUACAAGAAAAUCAGAUGAAUGUCUUUUUAAUUUAAGCAUUUCAGAGAGAGAGAGUAGAGGGACAACACCGGUGAUUCGAGGCAUCUUACCUGUAACUGCAUCCCCCCCCCCAGCAAAAAAGAAAAAGAAAGAAAAAAAAAAAAGUCAAAUUUGGUGUAAAUGUUAACUUUUCUUCAAUCUCGUAUUCCCCUUUUAAUUCUUUUUUUGUAUUCACACAAGUAAUUUUCUUUUCCCAAGAAUUCACAUUUGAUGUUCCAACGCAUUACGAUAUAUUUGAAAAAAGCAACAAAGGCGAAAGAAAGAACAAGCGCUGUUACAUUUUCUUUUUGAAAGUGCGUAUGCUAUAUAGGCCCUCACCUUAUAUAGAUGUGUGUGUGUGUGUGUGUGUGGACGCGUAUGUCUGCCUGAAAGAGAAGAGUAUAUUUUGUUCUUUUGUCAUAUCCCUCUUUUUUUUCCUCCCCUGCCGACUCGUUCAUUCGUUCGUUAAUUUAAUCAAUUGAAAUUUUGUGUUUUCUCUUGAUGUCACCUCAUCACGAUAGCAGUUUCCCUCAUAUACUACAUGUUUCUGAUUGUCGUCUGCUGUACAUACGGUGUGUGUCUUUGUGUCCAUGUAAUUACAACGAGCUCAUUAUAAACGGAUAAAAAAAUAA